AUGCAUUUAUAUAUGGCCUUAUUUCUAAUACUGUUGGAGCCUAUCUCUUCCUAUAAAAUAUUAAUAUUCUCACCACGUCUUGGUCAUAGUCAUGUCAAUUUCAUGGGAAGAAUAGCGGAUAUUCUGGUUGAAGCUGGACACGAUGUCACUGUUUUUGUGCCGGAUUUAAAUCCAGAUGUAUCAAAUAAUGGUUCCAAAUUGGCAAAAAUAAUACGGAAGAGAUUUCCAAACAAUCCGUACCUCGCGAAAAAUUCAUCGGGAAUAAUGUGGAAGAAGAAGGGGAAUAGUAUUUUGCGAGUCUACCAGUUAUUCAAACGUCUGUCCGAUGCACAAAGAAUGACAUGUCGAAAACAUCUGGAAGACGACAAGCUGAUGGAUUCGCUGCAGGCAGAACAGUACGAUUUGGGUAUCACCGAAUAUAUCAAUUUCUGCGGAUAUUCCAUUUUCAAAAGGAUCGGUCUCAACAAUUAUAUUACCGCUACGGCAGUUAAUUUGUUCGAAGUGACCAGCGACAUCUUUGGUGUAAGCUCUAAUCCGAGCUAUGUGCCCGCUUCUUUCGCUUUCACAUCAGAUAAAAUGAAUUACCGUGAUAGACUGACAAACAUUAUCAUAUAUGCAAUAACUUAUGGCCUAACAAAGUUUAUUUGGGAACCAGCAGCUCAAAGUCUCCAGCAUCAUUUACCCAAUAAAUUCGAUUAUAUUGAAGCAGUGGAAAAAAGCUCGCUCAUUUUUGUCAACACCGAGGAAUUGAUAGAAUUUCCCCGUCUGGUCAGUCGUAAAAUUGUAUUUGUUGGCGGAAUAGCUAUUUCGGAAGCUUCACCGCUCACUGAGGAUUAUCAACAAAUUAUGGAUCAUUCUGGACGUGGUGUCAUUUUAGUAUCAUUCGGGACGAUAGUGAAAAGCAAAGACAUGGAUAGUGAUAUGAAGAAGAUAUUCGAAGAUGCAUUCCAACAAUUAUCUGAGAUCACUUUCAUAUGGAAAUACGAAAAUGACGAAAGAGGAGAAGAUGUAUAUCUUCCUAAUGUCAUUAAAAGGAAAUGGGUACCACAGAACGAUCUUCUCAAUCACCACAAGCUUUUGGCUUUUAUAUCUCACUGCGGUCAAAAUAGUCUUAUGGAAAGUAUCAAUGGUGGAGUACCACUCAUUUGUAUACCACUAUUCAGUGAUCAGUUUAGAAAUGCUGCGACGGCAAAGAAUAGGAACGUAGCGGUUAUCCUGAACAAAGAAAAUCUUACAGCAGUUGGCUUAUCUUCUGCAGUUAAAACUAUCAUCAAUGAAGAAAGUUACCGGAAAAGUGCGCAGAAACUGAAAAAGAUGAUUAAGUAUAAGCCAGUGUCUGCUAGGGAACGACUCAUACGAUAUACUGAAUUCGUUAUAAAAUAUGGUCCAUUCGAGAACUUCAACGUUGCUGCUUCUAAACUAAACAUUUUCCAAUAUUUCCUUGUGGAUGUUUUGCUUGUGGCUUAUCUGUCAAAAGGGGGCAGGUGGAAGCUAUCUGAGGUGAAAAUUCACAGUGGAAGGCCGAGCUGA
Molecule: messenger RNA, 1530 nt
Organism: Cercopithifilaria johnstoni
Lineage: Eukaryota; Metazoa; Nematoda; Chromadorea; Rhabditida; Onchocercidae
Source: the annotation of a GenBank genome assembly